This is a messenger RNA of Aspergillus brunneoviolaceus CBS 621.78, 989 nucleotides long. Its product is annotated as nicotinamidase. Bases 282 to 989 code for a protein of 235 amino acids. Lineage: Eukaryota; Fungi; Ascomycota; Eurotiomycetes; Eurotiales; Aspergillaceae. The transcript has 2 exons. The record is from RefSeq and is a predicted model, not a curated record.
CACAGCUGAUAGCGGUCGGACCAAACAGCAUGGCAUUAGACCGCUUGCGCGUCCAUCUCCUUGAACUAAGAUAACGUAGCGGGGAACUUUUACACUAUCGAACGAUGGAUCCCCUCGAUUAGGGGCGACCUUCAGCAUACAUGUUCCUGUAGUUUAGUCUAGUCAACUCACCCAACGAUCCACACCAUCAAAAGCCUUCCCUGAGCAAGAACCAGCGACAACCCUUACACACAAACCACAUUUCACGACUCCGUUGACCGAUCGCAAAUAUCCUCUUCACAAUGAAAGCAGCACUAGUGGUCGUCGACAUGCAGGAGGACUUUUGUCCUCCCAACGGCUCCCUAGCCGUCGAAGGCGCGCGCGACCUCGCCCCAACCAUCAACACGCUGCUCGCGCACCCGGGCUUCAGCUUCCGAGUCUCCUCGCAAGACUACCACCCAGCGGACCAUAUCUCCUUCGCCCCGAACCACCCGGCGCCCAACAACAUCCCCUUCGAGUGUACCAUCACGCUCACCAACCCGGCGCCGGGCAAGCACACCGAGACCAAACCCCAACGGCUGUGGCCGGUGCACUGCGUCGAGGACACGCCGGGGGCGGCGCUGAUCCCGGAAAUCGACGCGGCGCGCAUCGACCUGUUCGUCAAGAAGGGGAUGGACGCGCGGGUGGAGAUGUACUCGGUGUUCGCCGACGCGUUCGGGAACCGCAACAGCCUUGAGCUGAACCGGCGGUCGGUGGAUUGCGAUCUGGAGGCCGAGCUGCGGGCUCGGGGGGUUACGGCGGUGUUCUCGGUGGGUGUCGCCGGGGAUUACUGCGUCAAGUGCACGGCGAUCGAUGCGGCGAGGGCCGGGUUCCGGAGUUAUUUCGUGGAGGAUGCGACGCGGUGCGUGGAUCCGGGGGUCGGGUGGGAGGAGGCGAGGCGGGAGUUGCUCGAGGCGGGGGUCGUGAUCGUGAGGUCGGAUGGGCCUGAGAUUGCGGGUUUGGUCGGUUGA